Molecule: messenger RNA, 4324 nt
Organism: Abrus precatorius (Indian licorice)
Lineage: Eukaryota; Viridiplantae; Streptophyta; Magnoliopsida; Fabales; Fabaceae
Product: transcriptional corepressor SEUSS-like
Exons: 9
Coding region: 1164-3890 (908 amino acids)
Biological process (GO): positive regulation of transcription by RNA polymerase II; negative regulation of transcription by RNA polymerase II
Cellular component (GO): nucleus; transcription regulator complex
Source: RefSeq, a predicted model, not a curated record
AUCAUGGUAGACAGACAUGGUGCAUGUGCACUAGAGAGGCGCAACAGAGAGAAGUAGAGCGGAUUUGACUUCAGUUCUUGAGAGAAAGAAGAAAGAGAAUAGAAGCGAAAAGAAAGAACGAAAAGAAUGAAGAAAAUUCAAUCGGAUCCAAUACAAACUUGACGUCCGCAAUGACCCUCUUUCUUUCUCUCUCAUCUCUUUCUCUCUCCCUCUCUAAAACACACACCAUGACGCAGCAGUAGCAGCUACAGCAACACUUAGUUUCACUGAGAUUAAAGACGAUGUUGCUCAUGCACUGAGAAAACCCUAGAUACCCUUUGCUCGCAUAGUCUUGGUGCCAAUUCGGAACCCAACUUCAAAGUUCCAAGCUUUUCAACUCAAUUUCUCAAUUUUCAACUCUCGGUGAGUCAUGGCAACUCUUAACGUAACACUUUGACGUUUUACCCUUUCGCCUCUGUUUCUUACUCUUUUUCCCUCAAUUACCACACCCCAUUUAUCUCAUUUCUAGCUUUGGAUCGUUGAUUUGCUUCAACUACGGCUCGAUCGGCUGCUAUUUUUGUCACCACUGUUUUUCACUUUGAUAAAUGUUACGUUUGCAUCUUCUGAUAAUUUUCUUUUUCUCUUUCAAUUCUGCUUGGACUUGUUUUAAAAUAAAUUAAAAAGUGUUAAUUUUGAACUGAUGCUUGGGGUUUUAUUGAUUUUGCUGUGAGAUGCGUGUCUUAAUUUGAUAGAAGCUGUUUCUUUCUUAAAAGCAAUUAAUGUUCUUGAAAUUUUAGAAUCUUUUUUCUUCUUUUUAUUGGUUUAUUGGAUAUUAUGGUGUGCACUGGUUGAUGGGUUGGAUCUGAGAAGUCAUGUGUUGUACAGAGUUUCAUGCGAAAGCCGUUUGGAGGUUGCUCAUUUAAGGGAGGUAGCGCAAUUGUAAUGUUCAGAAUCAAAGAAUGUUUCAUGGUUUGGUUUUUCUUUGGUCUAUGGCUUGUGUUUGGUAAAACUGAACACCACAUGCUUCUAUUGGAUCACAGUGAAGACUUUGGUCUUCGACUCUGGCUUGAGCGUUGUGCCUUGUAUCUCACAAGCUGUUGUGUAAUUGUAGUUUGUUGAAAUCAUGUUUUAUGUAACUUAGUUGUUAUGCUUAGGUAAUUGCUUGAAGACUCUGAUUCUUAAAGAUGGUGCCUCCGGGGCCACCCACUCCCAUUGGUGGUGCCCAGUCUGUUACACCCUCUCUUUUGAGAUCAAAUUCAGGAAUGUUAGGAGCUCAAGGGGGUCCCAUGCCUUCCCAGACAUCUUUCCCUUCGCUUGUGUCACCGCGUACACAGUACAACAACAUGAACAUUCUAGGAAAUAUGUCUAAUGUAACUUCGAUACUGAAUCAAUCUUUCCCAAAUGGAGUCCCGAAUCCUGGGCUCUCUGGUCCAGGAAGUAGCCAGCGUGGAGGUAUUGACGCUGGAGCUGAAGCAGAUCCACUCUCCAACGUUGGCAAUGGAUUAAACUUUAAUAAUUCUUCGUCCACGUUUGUACAGUCAAACAUAGUGAGUCCUGGUUCCUCUGGUCAAGGUCAGGCUCAACAAUUUUCAAAUCCUUCUAGUAAUCAGCUCUUGCCAGAACAACAACAUUCCCAGCCGCUUGAAACUCAAAAUUUCCAACACAGUCAGCAGUCAAUGCAGCAGUUCUCUUCUCCUCUGAAUACACAGCAGCAGCAUUUUCAAACAAUUCGAGGAGGGAUGGGUGGUAUGGGACCAGUAAAGGUGGAGCCCCACGUAAACAACGAUCAACUUGGACAGCAGCAGCAGUUGCAAUCAUUGAGGAAUCUUGCUUCAGUGAAACUGGAACCACCACAGAUGCAAACAAUGAGAACUCUGGGACCAGUUAAAGUGGAGCCCCAGCAUUCUGAUCAACCAUUAUUUUUGCAGCAGCAACAGCAGCAGCAGCAACAACAGCAGCAACAAUUCCUCCAUAUGUCAAGCCAGUCCUCUCAGGCUGCUGCCGCCCAGAUCAAUAUUUUGCGCCAUCAUAGGCUUUUGCAGUUGCAGCAACAACACCAGCAGCAACAACUCUUGAAGGGAAUGCCUCAACAACGGUCCCAACUACCACAACAAUUUCAACAGCAGAAUAUGCCUGUAAGAUCUCCUGUGAAACCAGUAUAUGAACCGGGGAUGUGUGCUAGGCGGUUGACACAUUACAUGUAUCAACAACAACAUAGACCUGAAGACAACAAUAUUGACUUCUGGAGGAAGUUUGUUGCUGAGUAUUUUGCUCCUAAUGCCAAGAAGAAAUGGUGUGUUUCUAUGUAUGGUAGUGGGAGACAAACAACUGGAGUUUUUCCUCAGGAUGUAUGGCACUGCGAAAUAUGUAAUCGCAAACCAGGCCGUGGGUUUGAAGCAACUUUUGAGGUUCUUCCCAGGCUUUUCAAGAUAAAGUAUGAAAGUGGUACUUUGGAAGAACUACUUUAUGUUGACAUGCCCCGUGAAUAUCAUAAUUCCUCUGGUCAGAUUGUUCUAGAUUAUGCAAAGGCAAUACAAGAAAGUGUUUUUGACCAACUUCGUGUUGUUCGUGAUGGUCAACUUCGAAUAGUUUUCUCUCCAGACCUGAAGAUAUGUUCUUGGGAAUUUUGUGCCCGGCGCCAUGAAGAGCUAAUCCCCAGAAGAUUGUUAAUACCGCAGGUUAGUCAGCUUGGAACGGUUGCUCAAAAAUACCAGGCUUUUACUCAAAAUGCAACGCCCAAUGUAUCUGUUCCAGAGUUACAAAAUAAUUGCAAUAUGUUUGUUGCAUCAGCCCGUCAGUUGGCUAAAGCCUUAGAAGUACCAUUAGUUAAUGAUUUAGGAUAUACUAAGAGAUAUGUGCGCUGCCUACAGAUAUCAGAAGUGGUAAAUAGUAUGAAAGACUUGAUAGAUUACAGCAGAGAAACAAGAACUGGACCUAUGGAGAGUCUAGCAAAAUUCCCUCGGAGGACAAGUGGAUCAUCUGGACCUCGCAGUCAAGCACUACAGCAUGAAGAUCAAUUACAACAGCAGCAGCGACAACAGCAAAUGGUGGCCCAUAACUCAAAUGGUGACCAAACCUUGGCACAAGCUGCCAUCAUGCAAAUUGGUUCUAGCAAUGGUGUGGUUAGUGUAAAUAACUCUGUCAACUCAGCAUCCGCAUCAACCACCACAAGCACUAUUGUUGGACUUCUUCACCAGAACUCUAUGAAUUCUAGACAACAAAAUUCAAUGAACAAUGCAAGCAGUCCAUAUGGAGGUAGUUCUGUUCAGAUUCCAUCCCCAGGUUCCUCCAGUACUAUGCCCCAGGCGCAGCCAAACUCAUCCCCUUUUCAACCACCAACACCAUCCUCAUCUAACAAUGCUCCACAAACAUCUCUCCCUGCUUUAACAUCUGCCAAUCACAUGAGUACAACAAACUCGCCAGCUAAUAUUUCCCUGCAACAGCAGCAGUCAUCUCUUUCUGGUGAAGCUGACCCUAGUGAUACUCAGAGUUCAGUCCAGAAAAUCAUACAAGAGAUGAUGAUGUCCUCCCAGAUUAAUGGCACAGGUGGAAUGGUGGGUGUUGGUUCUCUUGGGAAUGACGUGAAGAACGUAAAUGGCAUUCUGCCAGUGAGUGCCAAUACAGGGAUCAAUGGUGGCAAUGGCCUGGUGGGGAAUGGUGCAUUGAACAGUAAUUCAGGUGUUGGGGUUGGUAGUUAUGGCACAAUAGGUCUUGGUCAAUCCACUAUGCCUAAUGGCAUCAGAGCUGCAAUGGUAAAUAAUCCGCUUAUGAAUGGAAGGGGAGGAAUGGCGUCUAUUGCUCGGGAUCAAGCUAUGAAUCAUCAUCAAGAUUUGUCAAACCAACUACUUAGUGGGCUAGGGGCAGUAAAUGGUUUUAAUAAUCUUCAAUAUGAUUGGAAACCUUCUCCUUGAGAGCUUUUGUAGAUGGUAUGGAUUUUGUGGUUCUUGACAGCUGCUCGUGCAGCAUGAGCAUGAGCAAUUGUAUUGCCUUAGGCCCUUGAUGAUGGCAGAAUGCAUUUGGGUUGGGUAGUGAUAGGGCGUAGGCCACUGUGCCAAUAUACGAUUUUAUUUUUAAGAAAUGAAAAUUUGUUGGCUGGUUGUGUGGCUGAAGGGGCUGAUUUUCCUUGUGAAUUCAAGUGUAACUUUUUAUAUUAAUUUUCUUAUGAGCUUUCACAAACGCAUCGGACCCAUGAGGAAGGUGCCAAGUUUUGGGCUACGAAAUGCAACUGGUUGUUGGGAGAAUAGUUGGAUAUUUUCCCAAGCAAUGAUCAAUUUGAAGUUUCUCUGCAGAAGGAACUAAUCAACGUUCAACCAUUGAAUAAAGUCUGGUUAUCCAAUGUAAUCUU